This is a messenger RNA of Musa acuminata AAA Group (dessert banana), 1057 nucleotides long. RefSeq names its product GCN5-related N-acetyltransferase 3, chloroplastic-like. Bases 33 to 803 code for a protein of 256 amino acids. The record is from RefSeq and is a predicted model, not a curated record. The transcript has 5 exons. Gene Ontology annotation, molecular function: monosaccharide binding; glucosamine 6-phosphate N-acetyltransferase activity. NCBI's taxonomy places the organism in Eukaryota, Viridiplantae, Streptophyta, Magnoliopsida, Zingiberales, Musaceae. Gene Ontology annotation, cellular component: Golgi apparatus; endoplasmic reticulum-Golgi intermediate compartment; endoplasmic reticulum. Gene Ontology annotation, biological process: UDP-N-acetylglucosamine biosynthetic process.
CUUUUAUCCACCUGCAUUCUAAAAAUUAUUAAAUGGCCGUCACCUGCGCUACCCUCCCCAGUAGAGUCUCCGCCUCCGCCUCCGCCUCCGCCUGUUUCCCCUUCAGCUAUUCCUUAAAUCCCAGUCUUAAUCCCCAGCCGAAAGCAAGGAAACCCCCUCCACCCAUCACCAUCUCCGCCAACCCAUCCCACGUCGAUCCCUUCCAGCUACGGGACCUCCUCGCCGCCGCCAACCACUCUUGCCACCGCUUCCCGGCCCUCACCCCGGACGGCCGAGCCGAGUCUGCCGAUCCGGAGAAGCUCCGCGUGGCCCUCCACCACAGUUCCGUUGUUGUCUCUGUCUUCUGCCGAUCGAAAUUCUUGGCUGAGGACGGCUGCGGCGAAGGCCGCUAUGACGUCUCCCCUUUUACCUUCGAGAAAUUGUUCGACAGGGUCAUGCCUGCAGAGCGGGACCGACGGUUGGUGGGCUUCGGUCGAGCAGUUUCGGACGGUGGAUUGACAGCUUCCAUUCACGAUGUCGUGGUUGUCCCUUCUUUACAGGGGCGGGGUAUCGGACGAAAGAUAGUUGAACGAAUCACAAGGAUUAUUACUGGUAGAGGCAUAUAUGAUAUCUCAGCCUUGUGUUCAGAAAAUGAGAGCUUGUUUUUUAAGGCAUGCGGAUUUGGAGAGGAUUGCCUUGGGUCUACUACGAUGAUGUAUACACGAACUGCCACGGGAUUCCUGACCAACAAUCAAGCAAUCCAACCUGCUGGUAGAAUGCUACUUUUGGUUCCUCCUGCUCGAGUCCCAUGCCAUUGUAAAUAGAAUUCAGCCGGAGAAUGUAUGAGGGGGCGAGAAAAACGUGCAUGGACCAACUUUUGCCUCAGCUUAUCUCUAACUGCUUCUGGUGACCAUAAAUUGUUGGUAACAUCAGUGGGGAGGUAAUGAAUGGCUAUUGGCUGCAAGAAAUGAUCUUCCUAUAUUUAUAUAGCAAAAAUAUAUACAGCGGACAGAAGGAAGGAAAUUUGCUUCCUUUUUUGACUUGGUGAAGUUGGAAUAGUUUCUUAUUUGUUUUCUCC